Messenger RNA from Apis cerana (Asiatic honeybee), 4528 nucleotides. Its product is annotated as tetratricopeptide repeat protein 14 homolog. Gene Ontology annotation, molecular function: protein binding. The record is from RefSeq and is a predicted model, not a curated record. Lineage: Eukaryota; Metazoa; Arthropoda; Insecta; Hymenoptera; Apidae.
AGGCGUUACUGAGUCUGUCGUUUCCGGCUUUGUUGUAAUCGUGACUUGUGCAGCGUAUGGUGAAAUAUUUCCGCGCAGUUGUUUAAUCGUCGAUAAUGUUACGUAGUUGGCCGUGAUAUAGUUGGAAAACACAUUAACAAAUCGUCGGAAGAUAAUAAGGGAUCAACGUAUUGCAGGACUAGGUUGCUUGCAGUACUGAAUCAAAAUGGAAUCAAUGGAUGCGCGCCUUGUGGCGCAAGCAUUGAACUACCAUGGUCAACAGUUGCAGAAAGUGUGGGAAGGAGAACGCAACGAGAAUGAGCUGGCCAUGCUCAAUCUCAAGGAACCAAAUUUUGAGAUCUAUCAACAACGUCAAAAGACUUUGAGUUUUGGUGAUAGAGGAAAAAGGCUAAAGCUACAGCAGUUCUUAGCAAAGAAAGCAGAUGCCCUUUAUGAUAAAUCAAAUUUGGAGAAAACAGUUGAACCUAUUAAGCAAGAAUUAGGAGAUGAAGAAUUUUAUGCAACAAUGCCAGGCCUUGAUACUUUUGUCACCAUGGAAAAAUCUCAACGUAUUCGCAAUUUUUUGGAGAGUUUGGUCAUUGGAGAUGUUAUUUACGCGCAAGUGAUGGGUAAAAGUGCUGCUGGGCUUCUUCUGAAGGUGCUUUGCAACUGCAGCGAUUGCCCCAGAGUUGUUACCGAUUUAGGAGUUAAGGCUCUAAUAUUGAACACGGCCACAGUGCCGGCAGUGGACAAGAAAGGUGUAACAAGAGGCUACAUGGCAAAUGAUCUCAUCUGCGUCGUAGUCAGUGAAGUUAACGUUGAAGCCGAACGAGUUGUUGCAGUUAUGAACGUACCUGCCCGUGAAGGGCAAGCACCACACCCACCUAUGGGACUUAUCCAUUCUGAUGAUCUUCCAGAAGCUUAUAAGAAAGCGAUGGACAACAAAGGACAAUCUUAUGAAGCGAUGUUGGAGAAUAGUACUGGCUUCAACAACCCGAACAACAUUAAAUAUCUUUGCGACGUGAUGGGUCUUGGACAAGAGAACCAUUCCAAUAUGGUUGGUUUAAGAGAAAAGUUUCCACCCAAUGAAUAUGCAUCCGAAUUAAGACAGGCACAGGCUAGUAAAUGGGCAUUCCGAAGCGUGGCUGAAGGUAUAGAUCAUUUCAAAGCUGGACGUCACACGGAAGCCUUCCAGUGUCUCAAUAAGGCACUUACCGUAGAUCCGCGAAACGUUGAAGGAUUAGUGGCUCGUGGAGCAUUAUAUGCAAAUAGUGGUAGUUUCAAGAAAGCAAUUGAUGAUUUUGAGACAGCAUUGAAACUAAAUCAAACUCAUACGAAUGCCCGUAAAUACAUGGCUGAGACUCUUGUUGCUCUAGGUCGAAGUUAUGAAGAUGAAAAGAAGUACGAAGACGCUCAAAAGGCAUAUGAAAAUUGCUUGGCGAUUGCUCCAUUUCAUGAAGAAGCUAGGAAUUCUAUUGAAUACAUCAAGUCUAAAACAUUAACAUCUUCUUUGAAUCCUUUGGAUACGUUCAAGAGUUUUGAAACUGAGAAUGAUGUCAGUGAAAAUAAAAAAGAAAAGAAGAAACGUAAGAAGGAAAGGAAAUUGCGUUCAAAGAAAAGGCAGAGAUGGAGUUCCAGUUCUAGUUCGUCAUCAAGUGGAUCUUCGAGUUCCUCCAGUUCUGAAUCCAGCAGUUCUUCUUCGUCUGCAAGUUCACGAUCAGCAUCCCGAUCGCCUAGUCGCAAACGAAAACACAAGAAAGAUCAUCGUGGUUCACUUUCACCGCUUAGCAAACGCAUGGCUCAAUACAAUAAUCCACCAGCUGCUGCUGCCACAACUACGCAUGACGUAAUCGCUCCAGUAUCUUAUAGUUCUAAUACUCGAGAUAAGAUGGAUGAUUAUGAAAUAAAAGUGCGGAAAUUCUUAGAACAAACAAAGGAUGAUUCUGAUUACGAAGAUAAAGUAAGAAAAUUCUUAGAAGAAACUGCUAGAUGGAAGAGAGAAAGAGAGAAGGAAAAGAAACAUUCGGAAAGUGAGAAAAUGAAGAAAAAGAAGAAGAAGGAAAAGAAAGGAAAAGACAAAGAAAAAGAGGAUAAAAAAAGCAGGAAGAAGAAGAAGAAAGAAGAAAGAAAAAAACGCAAAAAUAAGGACAAACUCGAGCGAGAUUUAGAAGCUUUGAAGAAAUCAUCAUUACCGGAUUUAGAACAAUUGGAAUCAAAACUGAAUGCAUAUUAUGCAAAAGUUGAAAAAGAGACUGCUGUCCUGAAAAGGUAUGUAGCUCAGUAUAAUGACAUAGCUUCCCCUCUUAGCAACGCGGAGAAGCUCGCUGAAAGUUCGCGAAGAGAGGAAGAGCUGCGCAGGGAGAAGGAAAGAGAAAGGGAUGAGGCUUCAAAAGCAUAUCACGAACGAGAAGCUAGAAUACCAAUGACCGCACAGCAGCGUAAAGAUCCGUUUAAUUUUAUAUUAUUUCCAGAAAUUCAGAGGAAACCACUCACGGACAUAUUUGAGCAAGAAUCUCAACUGAUUCAUCCUGAACCAAAAUUACCUACUCUCGAUACAGCUGCAUUGAAUGCAAAGUGGAAAGCCGCACAGGCUGCUAGACAAAAGGAUGUUCUUCCACAAAAAUGGCAAGAUGUAUCAGCAGAGAAUAAAAAGAUGCAGUCAAAUGUAGAUAGCGAUGAGGAUGAUGAUAAUGAAUUGGAAGAGAAACUGCAACGUACGGCAUUGGAAAAAUCUAUGAAUAUACGGAAACAAAUGCAACGUGAACUCGCGGAAAAGAGAGCAGCAGCUGCUCAGCCCAUGUCUGCGCCAACUCCACCGCCAUUACCCAAAGAACCGGUAAAAUAUCCCACGCCACAACCGCAGAACAAAUUCCAAUCAUAUAAGGAUCCUUCUAUAUCUGCUCCUCAAACAACACCAACCAAGUUUAGUUCUAGUAACAAUCUUGGUGGCAAAUUCCAACCUAUUGGACAAAGCGGUAAUACCGGUGCUGGUCAUCCACCAGAACCACCGCGUCCUCCUCCACUAGCAAAGAACCAAAAUCAAGCUAAAGGUCCUAGAACAGAUUCCGAUAGCGAGACAGAAAGGCAACAUAGACAACCAUCUAAGAAACGUGAAUCGAGCGGUAGAGGAGGAACCGUGACUAAGAGAAUGAGCAGAGAUCGUCCAGUGAAACGAUCACGGAGCAGAUCGCGCAGUGCCUCCAGUUCAGGUUCUUCGAGGUCUCGUUCACCCAGAAGAAGUCGUUCAAGAUCAUAUUCGAAUCGAAGAUCUGGAAGUUACGAGAGAAAAUACAGUCGAUCUCCAUCGGGCACAUAUAGUAGAUCACGUUCUAGAUCACGUUCCCGAUCUUAUACUAGAAGUCGCAGUCGCAGUAGAUCCGGAGAUAGAAGUUACUAUCGCAAGAGACAAUUUCGACCAUAUAAUAAUCGCGGCACUUAUUAUAAACCACGUUUCCAGGGUUUCAAUAAUCCAAACCAUCGUGGUGGUGGUAACAAUUUCCAAAAUCGUAACCGAUUCUAUAAUAAUCAACACAACAAUCGCUUUGGCAACAGACGUGGCGGUGGUUUUAAUAAUCGUGGUGGUGGACGCGGACGUGGUGGUAAUCGUGGUGGUAGAUUUUUCCACGGUAAGCAGGGCUUCCGCGAUUUCCGAGAUAGGCGUGACUUCAGAGAUCGUCGUGCCGCUUCUCGCGAUAGAUACAGCGAUCGUAGUUACUCUCCCGAUCCGAUGAGAAAAGUCGACGAAGCGAAAGAGAAGAUCAACAAAAUGCUCGAAGGGGGAGAUGACGUUAUGGAGCAUCAACAAGGUAGUGGAGGAUCGAAUGCUCCUCCUAGUAAAAGACAAGAUGGACCUUUAAGCGAAGGCGAAGAAAGGGACGACGAUGACUACGAGAGGUGGGGAGAGGGCGAGGGGGGCGACACAGCUAACAAGAAUGAGGUUGGACCUGUCGACGAUAACCUGGAAGGCAAGGAGUACUUCAUUGAGCGCAUGAAGCAGCGAAGCAAGAAUGUUUUAAUGCAGAGAACCCUUGCUGCUAAGGUUUGGUAGAAAUCCCGUUGCCGUUGCUGCUUCUUCGAUUCUUCUCCUUCAUCUGUGAUAUAGUUACUUCUUCUCAACGUUAAACAUCAACCGGAUCACGUGAGACAUAGACCUCUUACUCUAUUCUUAUACCGAAUAUUUUCGGUAUAUUUAAAACAAAGUCUAGAGGGGAUAUAUUGUAAGGAAAAACGUACAACAGUGCUAAUGACGGUUGCGAGAAAUGUACUUUUUUCUUUCGACUUUUUAACUUUAUCAGAGUAAUCGCGUAAAAUACGGAAUCAUAUCGUAUGAAUAUAAAUCGAGGCCGUUUCCCUCAAUUGUUAUAGUCUUGCACAUGAAUAUUUACUUAGUAAAUAUUCGUGAUAUAAUACAUAUAAAUGUGCGUUUCUCGCACAUUCAUACACUUGAUAAUACUUGAUAACUUGUUUGUACCGCGUGAAAUUAAUGAACAUCUAUAAACUUGUGAUUUUCCCCUCCUUUUUUUUCUUUAAUUGUUACCAAAAAAAGAAA